Molecule: messenger RNA, 1077 nt
Organism: Clavispora lusitaniae ATCC 42720
Lineage: Eukaryota; Fungi; Ascomycota; Pichiomycetes; Serinales; Metschnikowiaceae
Biological process (GO): amino acid transmembrane transport
Cellular component (GO): membrane
Molecular function (GO): L-amino acid transmembrane transporter activity
Source: RefSeq, a predicted model, not a curated record
AUGGCUUAUAAAAAACCUUCACAGAAAGUAACUGUGACAUCUGAAACAGAUGACUUGGAACUGAGCGGAUCAACACUCAGCCUUCUUUCCAAUGAAGGUGAAAUCAUAUAUCUUCAAGAUCCUGAGGAUGCCCCUCAGGGUCGACACUUGGGGAUUUAUUCCACUAUCAUAUUGUUUGUCAGCAGAAUCCUUGGAUCAGGUUUCUUAGCAAUAUCAAGCGGAAUGUACACAGAUUGCGGGCAAUCUCCUUUUUAUUUCCUUCUUUCCUGGUUUGUGGCAGCGACAGUUGCCUACUCGGGAAUGUAUGUAUAUCUUGAGUUAGGCUCUUUGAUUCCGAGGUCAGGCGGAACGAAAGUAUUUCUCGAGUGCAUUUAUGGAAAACCAUAUAUGUUGAUGAGCGUAACCGUUUCGCUAUACUCUGUGGUUUCAGGCUUUACCAUUCUGAACAUCAUUGUUUUUGGAGAAUACAUUUUGCACGCAUUCAAUAUUUCACCAACAGACUUUAGAGUUAGAGGUAUGGGUCUCAUAUUUUUGUAUGUUACAUGUUGUAUCCAUGGCUUCAGUGUGCGCCAUGGUGUGAAAGUACAAAACUUUAUCGGGUUCCUAAAGUUAUUAUUGGCAGCUCUCAUAGUUGGUACAGGUAUUUGGGUGGUUUUCUUUCCCAGCUCCAUCACACAUAUCGAGCCACAGCUAUCAUAUGGGAACUUUUAUCCCGUUAAAACUUCGAUUACUCUUUCAUCUUUUGCGAGUGCAGUGAUCAAAGGCACAUUUGCAUAUGGAGGAUGGAAUUCGAUUCACACCGUAUCAAAUGAAAUAAUUGACCCCGUCAGGACACUUAAGAUUGCCGGUCCUGUUUCGUUAGGUAUCAUUACAAUCACAUAUGUCGUGAUCAACAUCACUUAUUUUAGUGGUCAUUCCAGAUUCGGAGCUCGCAUCAAGCGGCCAAUUAGUUGGCGCUGUAUUGUUCGAAACUGUUUUUGGUCGCCGUUUUGGACGCCAGUUCCUAAACCUUGUCGUCCCGCUCUCUGUACCGGGGGCAAUGGUAUUUGUUGUCUUAUACACCAUCUCGCGUACUAG